AUACUUUGAACAUGUACCCUCAUUCUUAGCUUGUGUCAGAUUCUCACUGCUUUAAGAGUGAGUAAAGAAGGCUUCAAGCACAUUUGUUUGAGAGGACAUGGCUCAAAGUAGAAUCUCAGCAAUAGCUUCUUCUUGUUCUGAAAGUGGAGAGGAUUCAUCAUCUCUUGAUUCUCUUCCCAACGACGUAGUGGCCGGCAUUCUUCUGCGGCUGCCGGCGCAGUUUCUGCACAAUUCUGCAAGCCAUGUUAGCAGAAAAUGGGGUGAAAUAUCAGAAUCACAAUGUUUCAUCAACUCACACCUACUCACUCAUCUCUCUGAGUGUGAAUUCCUCAUCCAAGACGCUAACAAGGUGCAAUCCAUUAAUGCAAGGGACUUGAAACUUGAAGAAACAGAUUUAGGUGCCAAAUUUCAUGGAAGGAUAAGUGGCAGUUCAGAUGGUGUGUUAUUGUUCAACAAAUCAUCAGGUUCUGUUAUGGAUUUUUAUGUUGCAAACCCUGUGACAAUGCAGAUAUUGAAACUCCCAAGUCUCAAAUCAACAUGCAUGAUUAGUAGCCAUUGCAGCAACAUUGCAAGAGUUUCAUCCACUGGUGAGAUCAAAGUUAUUAGACUUGGAAGAGACUCAUUAAUUGGAAUGUAUAAAUGGUAUGUUCUAACAUUAGGCAAGGAAAUGCAUUGGAGGAAAAUCAGUAACAAUGCACCCAAAGAAUGUGACCCUGCAUCAUAUUUAUCAUUUGUUCAAUCUUUAUCUGUUAAUGGUGUUGUUUACUGGACUAACUCGUCUUGGAUUACGGACCCCUCCGUUUUCGCCAUGGAUCUCUGUCAUGAAACUGCUUAUCAUUUAAAGGUUCCUGGAGAAUGUCAUGGCCAGUACUGGACACUUGUGCAGAUGGGGAAGGAAAUUUGUUGUAUGAAUUGUGGUAAGGAUGUGGAAAUGAAGGUUUGGAAGCUCAAUGAUUUGCAUAUAAAUGAAUGGAUUUUGAUCAAGAGUAUAAGAUUCUCUAGUGAAAUUUCAUUAUUAAGAGGAAAUUUUUGUGUUCCUCUAACUUGGUUGGAUUUAGAAGUUUUGGUGCUAAGUGUGUAUGUUGGUGUUAGGAAUGUGGUUGUGGCUUACAAUGUGAAUAAAGGAGAGUGCAUAGUGUUAAAGAUAGAUGAUGUUGCUCGCCAUACAAUUUUCUUGCACACAAAUAGUCUCAUCCGGUUUUAG
This is a messenger RNA of Arachis stenosperma, 1204 nucleotides long. RefSeq names its product putative F-box/kelch-repeat protein At1g12870. The record is from RefSeq and is a predicted model, not a curated record. Bases 98 to 1204 code for a protein of 368 amino acids. The transcript has 2 exons. NCBI's taxonomy places the organism in Eukaryota, Viridiplantae, Streptophyta, Magnoliopsida, Fabales, Fabaceae. Gene Ontology annotation, molecular function: protein binding.